Molecule: messenger RNA, 3271 nt
Organism: Cladocopium goreaui
Lineage: Eukaryota; Dinophyceae; Suessiales; Symbiodiniaceae
Source: the annotation of a GenBank genome assembly
AUGCAGCCCCCAGGUCUUCGUGCGGAAAACAUGGAGAGAAAACAGCUCAAGGAGGCAAAUCAUCUCAUCGAAUUUUCCACACACGUGACGAGAGAAGUGAGGCGCGUCAGAGCGGCCUACUGGAUAGAAAAUCCAGACCACAAGGAGAAACUCGACAUGUGGAAAACGAGCUGGUUCAAAGAGAUGACUGGUCACGCGCUGGUGGAAAAGGCGUUGUUCGACCAAUGCCAAUUUGGAGCAGAAACAACGAAGCCCACAAGGAUUCAGACGGACUCCCUUCCCCUUGGACAAAUCAAGGGGAGGAGGUGCAACCAUCCUCCGAAGGAAUGGACCAGACCAAACGGAGAGACCUACGUUUCACCACAUGAGUCCUUGGUCCAGAGGUGGAGGACAGUCAGAGGAGAAAAGGAGCGAGCAUCCAAAGCUUUGAGUGAGUACCCGCCAGCCUUGAACAAGGCCUUGGCAGAGGCGAUGGAGAAGGCGGACCUUCCCCGAGUGAUGAAGCAUCGCGAGGGGUCGGGCGCUCCCCUAGGCUUCACCGAACCCAUUCCUUGUACGGGCAUAUUCCCCGUGGUUAAGGAGGUUGAAUGGGAAGCUGAGGCAGCAGAACAAUUACAAAGGAACAGAGGUGAAGUGGAUAGGAGGCCGGUCAUUGGACGAAGACAGCUACAAAGUCUAGCAGGCGCGUUGUCCUUCGUGGCGGGAUUGGUCCCUCUCAUGAGACCUUUCUUGAAUUCCCUGUGGGCUGCACUGGCAACGAAUGACGGUCCGAAGCAGACCAGAAAUGUUGUCCAUGUGCGCCGCAUUGGGAUAGCCUUACAGUGGAUAGACGCCUUGCUGGGAGAAAAGGAGGGGCCCGUCUAUGGGGCCGUCGACCCCGGGCAUCCCGAAGCAGCCGCACCAUUGGCACAGCCAGGUGUCAAGGCUUACGCUAGGGGCUCGCUAAACGACGCCAUAAGGCACGCAUCCACAGGUCCGGAAAAGUGUGCAGAACACAUCACAAAGAGAGCAAAGGCAGAUACAUCCAGAGGCCCCUACGAGUCAAGGAAAUCAACGUGGUCUGCCUUGGCCAGGGCGGCGGGUUUCUCAGACCCGUUCCGUCUGUCCCCGGACCUCAUCAACACGGUGAUGGGAGCGAUGGACAUGGCCGGCUAUAGAUCAGCAGAGCUGUACAUGGAUACAGCCAAGCAGAUACACAUUGAGAGAGGACUUGAUUGGACAGCACAGCUUGCCCAGGCCUCUAGGCAAGCCAGAAGGGCGUGCCAAAGGGGCCGAGGGCCAGCCAAACAGGCGCAACCUUUGCCGAUGAUCGAGCUAGCGAAGCUGAAAGUUCACAAGGACCCAGCAGCUCCUGGAGGACCAAUUUUCCCGAUGAGGUCGGUCAUGUUGGCAUCAUGGUGGCUCCUUCGUGAAAUCGAGGCAAGCUCGGCAGAGAGGUCGCACAUCGAAAUCGACAAGGUCCAAAGACUUAUCCACUGGAAGCUUCCAUCCAGUAAGGCGGAUUGGCAAGCCCUGGGCGCAACUCGAACGCAUUCUUGUAAUUGCGAACAGAAUGCCCGGCAGCCAGAGUGUCCAUACCAUGCCAUGGUGGAGCACCUAGAGGCAGUGGGAGCUAUCAGCGAUCGCUGGGUUUUCCCAUCAGCCACAGGUGAGCAGUCAUCCAAAUGCGGAUGGGCCGACACCAUGCAAUGCAUGGCACAGCAGCUGAAUCUUCCUACUCACACAGACACUGGGGCAAGGAGAUUCACCGGACACAGCGCCCGGGCAACUGGCGCAGUGUACCUGGCACAGACCCAGAUCGAACUCUGGAGGAUCCAGCUAUUUGGGCGCUGGGGUUCGGAGUGCUUCAGGAUAUAUAUCCGCGACGCUCCACUUCAGCAGCUACAUUCCUUGGCAAAAGAAGCUUCUCUCACAACUUCUUUAGCAGCAGCCCGGGCGGAACUUUCUGCGAUCCUCAGCCAGGCGCAAAAUUGUUCCCCGCCAGCCGCAGCAGUUUCCUUACGGAACCAGUCCGUGGGCUGCCUUGCGGACUGCGAGGCUGCAGUGGAUAUUGCUCCGCCAUCGGAGCAGCCAGCUUCAGUGGAGUUUGUGAUUAACAGAUCUGCCUACGGCAAGAUCCACAAGGCGAUUGAACAGGACAUCUACUUCUCACGGGAAAGUCUGCAUCCCAACCUGCAGACCUCCGAUUUGGCUGGGGAGCAGAUCCAGUUCGAGAUUCAUCGGUUCCACGAUGGCAAGCUGCAGGCGCGGAACCUUCGUGCCUUGGGCGACGUGAGCGACUUCAAAGGAAGCAGCUACGGUGCUAACAGGGAAUACGGUGCCGGGGUUCGUGCACAGUUCUUCAAUUCUCACCGCUCGGCGGGUCUGCAGGACGAAGAUCGAAGCCGAGAUUGGUACUGCAAGAGUUGUGGUGAGCGAAACUUCAUGAAGCGCUUCGAGUGCUUCAAGUGCAAAACACCUAAACCUCCAGAGAUUGGGGAAGUACAGGUCCCACAAGUAGUCAUCCCAGCGCCCAAGCGCAACCUCUCACCGCAUGCUGGCUCUCGGGCUAUGCGGGAGAUGUACAAACAAGGCCUGCUGGGCCCAGCUCCUACCGCCCCGCCACCCCCAGCGGAGCCUUCGCGAAGUCGUAGUCGCAGGAGUGCAUCCAGUAGCUCCUCCAGUAGCAGCGCCAAGCAGCGCAAGAAAAAACACAAGCACAAGAAACACAAGAAGGGCAAGAGUUCCUCUUCUUCAAGCUCAUCAAGAUCAAAGAGUAGCGUUAGGUCGGCUGAAGGGCCAAAGGAUGACGAGGAUCCUGAUAAGCCAAAGGAAACAAAUCCGGAAAUUGAAAAAGCCAAAGCGGAGGCCUUGGAAAAGCUGAUGAAGCUCAAAGAGAUUGAGUCGAAGGAAAAUCGCUCCAAGGAGUUUAGGGCUUUGCUUCGGAAGUGGCAUCCAGACAAGAACCCAGAUCAGCAGGAGGUUGCGACGGCAGUCUUCCAAUUCUUGCAAAAAGGCAAGCGUCUGAUCGAGUCGUAGUCGUGGAGUGUCUCACCUUUGGCAAUUGCCUCGCCCCACUUUGGAGGUUACGGCCCAACGGCUUCCAAGAGGAAGACACCAAAGUGGGUAGUUGGCCUUGAAACUUCAUGACUUCAUGACUAUUUGGUUCCAUCUCCAUUGGCGGUUUGACAUUUUCAUGGUUCCAGAGGGGCAAAGUUUAUUGGGUCCUGACCUGGCACCUGGGAUGGGUUGAAUCCUUCGACCCUGAAGCGUUGCUCCUAUUGCAGAAAAA